AUGGCUGGACAGUUCCUGGGAGUCACGCCGCCCAUCUCGGUCGCGCCGCCGACCGCCCGCGACCUCGAGGUCAGCAAGACGCUCAUCCAGGAGCUUAAGGACAGGGGAAUUUACGAGUCGGCGGAAGAGGGACGUAAUCGCGAGAUGGUUCUCGGCCGCUUGAACAAGCUCGUGAAGGAGUUCGUCUAUCGCUCAUCCAUCAACCACGGGCUUUCGGAUGCGAAGGCGCGCGAGGCCGGCGGCAAGAUCUUCACGUUCGGGUCCUAUCGACUGGGAGUGCAUGGCCCAGGAUCCGAUAUUGAUACCCUGCUCGUCGUCCCCCGGCACGUUGAGCGCGAGGAGUUCUUCUCCCUAUUCGAGCAGAUGCUGAAGGAGACGGAGGGCGUCCUCGAGGUCACGGGCGUCCCCGAAGCCUUCGUGCCAAUCAUCAAGUGCACCUUUAGCGGCAUUGACAUUGACUUGCUCUUCGCCCGCCUCGCCGUCCCGACUGUGCCCGACGACCUCGACCUGAAGGAUGACAACCUGCUGCGGAAUAUUGACGACCGGUGUCUGCGGAGUUUGAACGGAUCGCGGGUGACGGACGAGAUGCUGCGACUUGUGCCGGACGUGCCGGUCUUCCGAGAAGCCUUGAGGACGAUCAAGCUGUGGGCGCAGCAGCGAGCGAUCUACGGGAACGUGAUGGGCUUCUGCGGAGGUGUCGCUUGGGCGAUGUUGGUUGCGCGCAUCUGCCAGCUGUAUCCGAAGGGCUGCGUUGGCAGCAUCAUCUCUCGAUUCUUCAUCAUCAUGCAUCAAUGGCAGUGGCCGGCGCCUGUUCUGCUCAAGCCAAUCGAGGAGGGUCCGCUGCAAGUCCGCGUCUGGAACCCAAAGCUGUACCCCUCCGACCGCUCUCACCGCAUGCCCAUCAUCACGCCUGCCUACCCUUCGAUGUGCUCGACCCACAACGUCACGCUCAGCACGCAGCAGAUUAUGACGGCCGAGUUCAAGCGCGCCGCCGACAUCGUCGACAAGGUGUUCGUGGGUUCGGCAAAGUGGAGCGAGCUCUUCCAGCCUCACGACUUCUUCAGCAAGUACCGGUACUACCUGCAAAUCACCGCCAGUUCGGGCAGUGCCGACGUCCAGCUCAAGUGGUCCGGCACGGUCGAAUCUCGCAUCCGACAACUCGUCAUGAAGCUCGAGUACGUCGACACGCUCCUUCUCGCGCAUCCGUUCGUCAAGAGCUUCGACCGCGUCAACUACUGCAUCAACGAGGAGGAGCAGCGGGCGGUCUCGAUCGGUGAAGUGCCUGCGGCCGUCGACAAGCGGACAGAGCAGGACUUGAUUGCAGGACAGGGCGGGACGGUGUACACGACGACGUUCUACAUCGGCUUGCAGAUUGAGCGGAAACCAGCGGGCGACAAGGGACCGCGGAAACUCGACAUCUCGUACCCGACGAACGAGUUCACCAAGCUCGUCAAGAUGUGGGACAGCUACGACCCGGACUCGAUGGGCGUCAUCGUGCGCUACAUCAAGAGCACCGCUCUUCCCGCAUACGUGCAUGCCGGACGAGAACCCGAACCGCCGAAGACGGGCGGUGUGAAGAGGGCAAAGACGAAGAAGGCGAACGGUACCAACGCAGCGACCGCCGCCUCGCCUGCUCUUGCCAGCGCCGCGACCGACGACAGCGACGCAGAACACCUCAACAAGAAGCACCGCGCAUCGUCUUUCGUACCGGAGAACGCUACGCCCACCCCUGCAGGUCUGCCACCCGUCCCGGUCGACAAUGGCCCGAUCCCGACACCCUUGGAGAAGACGCGCGAGGCGGCCGAGGUCGCUGUCGGUGCGACUCCCAUCGGCGAGACUCCAGGUGCUACUGCUAUAAACCCGCCCCCGACCGCAGCCUCUGCUGCGCCCUCACAACCCUCGGUCACGCUUCCCGGCCUCAACUCGACUCUGCCUGUGGGUGAGCUGAACGGUUUGGCUUCGGCGGUAACGAACGGCGGACCGCAGAACGAGGCGGCGUUGAUGGCGGGCGAGACGCCUGCCCCUGUCGCCGCCUCGACGGCUCCCGCAUGA
This is a messenger RNA of Rhodotorula toruloides NP11, 2052 nucleotides long. RefSeq names its product poly(A) polymerase Pla1. Bases 1 to 2052 code for a protein of 683 amino acids. Gene Ontology annotation, cellular component: nucleus. The record is from RefSeq and is a predicted model, not a curated record. The transcript is spliced from 11 exons. Lineage: Eukaryota; Fungi; Basidiomycota; Microbotryomycetes; Sporidiobolales; Sporidiobolaceae. Gene Ontology annotation, molecular function: RNA binding; poly(A) RNA polymerase activity.